This is a messenger RNA of Tilletiaria anomala UBC 951, 2515 nucleotides long. RefSeq lists its product as uncharacterized. Gene Ontology annotation, molecular function: protein-cysteine S-palmitoyltransferase activity. Gene Ontology annotation, biological process: protein targeting to membrane; peptidyl-L-cysteine S-palmitoylation. Gene Ontology annotation, cellular component: endoplasmic reticulum; Golgi apparatus. The record is from RefSeq and is a predicted model, not a curated record. NCBI's taxonomy places the organism in Eukaryota, Fungi, Basidiomycota, Exobasidiomycetes, Georgefischeriales, Tilletiariaceae. Bases 315 to 2279 code for a protein of 654 amino acids. The transcript has 2 exons.
UGAUGGGAGUGCUGACGAUGACGACGGCCACGAUGGUUUUUUUUGCCUGCGAGCUUCGAGAAUCACAGCGAAGGAACUCCGCGUUCCGCCCUCAAGUGUUCAUGUCUUAUACGCCCUCUCUCGAGCUCAUGGGAGCAUACACGGUCCAUGCAUUCAAGGCAAACACACCGAUCAUAGGGUAAAAUGGCAAUCGUCUACAUGGCCAAAAGCGGCAAGCGCAACAAAGUACGGCUGCAGAUCAGCUCGAGGUGUGCUCUUUACCGCAUAACCAUGAUCUGCUCACUUUCGGCCUUGCAUUCACGGUAGCCGAUCAGAUGUCAUCGGCGGGGACUGGUGCGGUGCUCGUGGACUGCGACGCCAUCAUGUCCGACAGUCAGGCCGCAACUCAGAAGGGGCAACAAAGUACACCAGUGGGUUGUAUUGACGACAAGGAACUCAGGAAGCAGAGGGCACCGCUGAAGUUCAGUGAGAAGAUUUGGGUCGGCGGAACUCUCACCCUAAUCACUUUCCUCGGCCUGUCCGUGCAGCUGCUACUGCUUGACUACUACUUGAAGUCGAAGCAUCGCAUCCUGAUCACUCUGGGAGACAUGUGCUGGAAGAUUCUGCUCCCUUUCAACAUCGGUCUCUCUUGCAUCUACUUUAACUACUUCCUUUGCGUUACUUCGUCACCUGGACGGGUGCCAAAGGGCUGGAGUCCGCCAACUCUUCCUCAGGCACUGUCAGAGCAAGUGCUUGCGGUCGAGGAUCAAGUUGAAGAAGACGACAAACCCCUGCUCGUGCGCAAGCAUCAGCAACAACGGCCACCUAUCCGCCCAAGCCAACCUCGCUACUGUCGACAUUGCAAAGCCUACAAACCACCGAGAGCCCAUCAUUGCAAGACCUGUCGGAGCUGUACCCUUCGUAUGGACCACCACUGCCCCUGGCUCGCCAAUUGCGUUGGCCACAACAAUUACCCGCAUUUCCUGCGAUUUCUUUACUCCGUUUGCGUGACCUGCUCGGCGCACCUUGUCCUGAUCACCUGUAUAGCCCUCGAUUAUUGGGGCCAGACUACUAGCGGGUACUUCAGACCGCCAACAACGGCCGUCACGGUCUUAUGCAUUCUGAAUUAUAUAUUUUGCGGCAUCACCUUGCUGCUUGUCGGCGUUUUUACCAUGUGGCACAUCUGGUUGCUCUGCAACAACAUGACCACCGUCGAAAGCGCCGAGACGGACAAGGUCGAAACGAUGGUACGACGCGGCCGCCUCGCGCGAGGACGCGAUUUGAUCGAUUUUCCAUUCACUCUCUCGCCAUUCUGGCGGAAUAUCACCGUCGUCCUUGGUCCGACACCGGUCCAUUGGUUCUUCAUGCCUGGUCGCAAGGCGUGUGAUGGUGAUGGGCUCAGCUACGAGACAUGUUCGCAGGUCGAACCGCACAAGCAGUACGACUGGCCGCCGAAGGACCCACUCAAGACUCUUGAACAUGACUAUAUGCGUCAAAAGGCAGGUCGAAGAGAAUACGAGGCAGCAGUGACUGGCGGGCAAAACGGAUGGCACGGCCUUUCAUCGUCCGGGUCUAAACAGCGCGCGGAAUCAAUGCAUCAGCGGCGGCAAAGGGUACACGACGUCGGCGGAGGCGAGCUGCCUACGGCUCAUGAUGCUGAACAGAUCGAACCUGAGCUCGAGGGGGCGCGAUCCAGCGCGUUACAAUGCCCAUCCCAGAGCCACCAUUACAACUAUAGCGUCUCGCCAUGGCACCCGGACUUUGGGCUCCACAGAGACGAUUACGAUGCUGACGAGGGAAGGCGGAGCAGUGACACCAGCACCGAUGAGGACGGCGAAGAUGAAGAUGCAGACCUGGGCGAAGAGAAUGAGAGGCAAUCAUUGUGGCCAUCGAUGGAAGGUUCCCGAGCACCGCGGCCGUAUCCAACAAGCGCCUUCCCCAUUGGCGAACCCACUGGUGACUCUGAUUCCAGCUCAGAGCGAGAUGGGCUCUCAGCGCACGGCGACGAGUGUCUCGCGGACGGCAUGCGGAGCCGCGUACGGCGCGGGUCGGAAGGAUACGAGGUGCAGCCUAAGCAAUUUGAUUUGGCUUAUGAGUACGAGCAAACCUUAUUGGAAAACCAGAUGAUGCGGGAGCAUUUCCUGGCACAGGAAUGCGAAAUGCACGGUCUGGCUGCAGAUGGCCCAGAUGCUCAAGAUGGCGGAGGCGCACGGCGGACGCAAACGCUGCUCUUGCCCUCGGAAGUGCUGCGGCAGCGAGCACAGCAACAUGAUGCUCACGUGCAUGCCCCCACCCCAUGAAGAUUUGGUAGCGGCACAGCUGCUGCUGGGGGAUGUACAGACACACGGACGUUUGAAUUGCAUCAACUUGUAGAAUUAGCGACAGCAAAGUGGCAUUGUUCACCAACAGUACAGGAGCGUACAACGAUUGAACUGCGACGGAAAUGGAGUACAGGUGUCAGCGGUUAGUCUGCGAACAAGCUGACAUGCGAGGAAGCUCACCAAAGCUGGUGAGGCUGCGGCACGCGAGCCCAUGC